This is a messenger RNA of Penicillium angulare, 372 nucleotides long. RefSeq lists its product as uncharacterized. The record is from RefSeq and is a predicted model, not a curated record. The transcript is spliced from 2 exons. Lineage: Eukaryota; Fungi; Ascomycota; Eurotiomycetes; Eurotiales; Aspergillaceae. Bases 1 to 372 code for a protein of 123 amino acids.
AUGGGAGACUCCUUUCACUUCAUCGAUGGCUACCAACCCAGCAGGGAAUCCAAAAGACUGAUGCGCCGCCAUGUGAUGAAGGGUAAGAAUAUCGGCAAGACAAUACAACGAGGAUCACGGUCCGGGAAACAGGCAGAUUCUGUUCAGAUUUCAUACUCAUUAACUGCUGCGACGCGGUCUGAUAGAGGAGAACCUUCCCUGGAUAAGAACCCCAAACCUUGGUGCCUACGUGGCAGUGCGUUUGAACACCCAUGCCUCACCAUAUUGUUCCCAGGGAUGGAGAUUACUCCAUGGUCCGUGAAAAUUAUUGAUAAAUUUCAAUUUUACAAUGAGACGUUUAUUACCUCUUCAGCUCGGGCUUUCACUAGAUGA